AUGGUUGCUGAUAAUGUGCCUCUAAGAGGAGGUCUGCUGGACGGAGGAAGAAGCUCUGGGGCUGAACAUUGUCGUGAAAGAGAGAAGGAAGAGGAGGAUGUCACAGUUAAACAAGAAGUAGAGGGUGAGACUGUUACAGUGAAAGAAGAAGAGAAAGACGUUUCAGUGAAAGAAGAGGAAGACGAGUUCAGAGUGAAAGAAGAGGAGGAUGCAGUUUUUGGAGUGAAGAAGGAAGGGGAGAUUACUGUCACAUUGAAAGAUGAAGAGGAUGAGGUGGGAGAUCUGAUUAACACCAGAGAGAGACCAGAAUCUCCCUCUGACAACGGGAAGAGUCCUUCAGGGCAAUCAGACCCAGAGAUGCCCAAAGAAAAAGGAGGACAUCACUGCUCCCACUGUGGAAAGACUUUUACCAAGUUAGGGAACCUGAAUAGGCAUGAGAGGACACACACAGGAGAAAAACCUUUCCAAUGCUCCCAGUGUGGAAAGAGUUUUAACGAACUAGGGUACCUAUUAAUACACAAGAGAAUACACUCUGGAGAGAAGCCUUACCACUGUUCCAAAUGUGGAAUGACUUUUACCUGGUUAGGGAGCUUGAAAACACACGAGAAUACACACGGGAGAAAAUCCUUUCCUAUGUUCCCACUGUGGAAAGAAUUUUACCCAGUUAGGGAACCUAAAUCGGCACAAGAGGACACACACAGGAGAGAAGCCUUAUCACUGUUCCCAGUGUGGAAAGAGUUUUAGGGUUUAGUGAGCCUGAAACAGCAUGAGAGGACACACACAGGAAAAAAGCCUUACCAAUGCACCAUAUGUGGAAAGAGAU
Messenger RNA from Oncorhynchus masou masou (cherry salmon), 823 nucleotides. RefSeq names its product zinc finger protein 391-like. NCBI's taxonomy places the organism in Eukaryota, Metazoa, Chordata, Actinopteri, Salmoniformes, Salmonidae. Bases 1 to 744 code for a protein of 247 amino acids. Gene Ontology annotation, molecular function: DNA-binding transcription factor activity; RNA polymerase II cis-regulatory region sequence-specific DNA binding. The record is from RefSeq and is a predicted model, not a curated record. Gene Ontology annotation, biological process: regulation of transcription by RNA polymerase II. The transcript has 3 exons.